Purpureocillium lilacinum is the source of this 813-nucleotide messenger RNA. RefSeq lists its product as uncharacterized. The record is from RefSeq and is a predicted model, not a curated record. Gene Ontology annotation, biological process: proteolysis. Gene Ontology annotation, molecular function: zinc ion binding; metallopeptidase activity. Lineage: Eukaryota; Fungi; Ascomycota; Sordariomycetes; Hypocreales; Ophiocordycipitaceae.
AUGACUGGGAGUCAACUGCCGUUGGACAAAUCCCAGUCCAAGAAGGACCAGCGAAAUGCUGCGGUGCGAAUCAUCCAAAAGAAGUUCGGUGACGACAAGAUUGAAGUUCUCGAUCCCCAAGCAGUCCUUCAGGAAUAUGAUGCCAGAGGCGCCAAUGAUAACGAUGCAGGUGCCCCGGCUGCCAGCCAUCAGGGCAGCUACAACUGCCUGACUGAGCCGUUUGACCCUAACUCGGUGGCUUCCAUCCUGGUAGGCCUCUUUACAGAGAUCCCGCGCUGGAAAUACGGCUCGACCAUAAACUUUGCCGCGUACGCCGGUGGAUACCCUCAGGCCGGAGACGCACAAUUUGCGGCGCUCCGUCUUUGGGAGGCAGCGCAGCAGUGGAACAGCUAUAAUCUGGGCGUCAAGUUUGCCUGGGUCGGCAAGCUUGAGGAUGCGGCGUUCGUGCUGGAGUACGGCGGGGACAAGGGCAGCGUCUUGGCCUCGGCGUUCUUCCCGAAUUCCAAGCCAUUGAACACAUUGUUCGUGUACCAGUCGGCGUUGUCCAAACAGCAGUACCGCUCGAUCCUCAAAAACAUCUUCCUGCACGAGCUUGGGCACACUCUGGGCCUGCGCCACGAAUUCGCCUUGGAUCCGGGCCGCUGGGAGGGCGGAGCGGUGGUUUACGGGACGAGAAACCCCAAGUCGGUCAUGAGCUACGAAUUCCCCCCGCAGGUGCAGCCGAGCGAUAUCACCGACACAACGAGCUUUUAUAAGCUCAAGACGCUGACCAACGGGACAAUGAGUAUCAAGGAUUACGUUCCUGAUAAUUGA